AAACAGUACAGCUAUCAAAACGACGUCGGUUCAUCGCCUAAUUUUGGACUGUUUUCAUGGUGCACAGUCCACACUGCCAUUGCCAUCAAAGAUGAAAGAACCACAGAACCAAAGCUGAAAUAGAGAACAACAAACAAUUAGGGCAGAAGCCCCUCAAAUUUCUCAACGCCAUCACUCUCCAGCUCUUCCGCGAUCAAUCUGUGGAAUGAUCUUGCUUUGCAUUGGCUGAUGACUAUGUGAGGUUUUCUUUUACGGCCGAAGCUUAAAUUUGGUAUAACUUAUUUUUUUGCAAUCUUUAACUAAGAGAAUGGACUCCAGUGCAACUCCUGGACCAGAUGAUCCCUUGAUUCUCAAAGAGCAAGAUAAUCACAUAUCAUCAGACAUUUGGGAUGGAAAGGAAAGAGGUGUACUUAGAUGUCUAGAGCAUACUUCCAUUCUUGAAAGAUGGAAACUUACAGGAAAACAGAUUGAGCUGGUUGGAAAGGCUGGAUUUGGGUACUUGAGAUUGAUGCCAGCAGUAACCCUUGACUGUGCACUCAUCUCAGCACUAGUAGAGAGAUGGAGAAAGGAAACGAAUACCUUCCAUUUUUCUGUUGGAGAAAUGACCAUAACACUCGAAGAUGUUGCCCUUUUACUUGGACUAUCAAUCGACGGAAAACCUGUUACAGAUGUGGAUGUUGACCCCAAGUCGCUAUGUGAAAACUUACUGGGGAAAGCACCAACAGAUUUCAAGGGUGCUGUGAAGCUAACAUGGUUGAAGGAGGUUUUCUCUGAAUGUCCCGAAGAUGCAGCGAUUGAACAAAUAGAGUAUUCUACUCGUGCCUACCUCUUAUACCUGUUAGGCAGUACCGUAUUUGCCUCGACGAGUGGGAACAAAGUUAGUGUCAUGUACCUUUCAUUAUUCAAGGAUUUUGAUGAAGCUGGAAAGUAUGCUUGGGGUGCUGCAGCUUUGGCUUUCUUGUAUCGAGCUCUAGGCAAUGCUUCUCUUAAAUCUCAGCGCACGAUCAGUGGUUCGCUAACAUUACUGCAGUGUUGGAGUUAUUAUCACUUGAAUAUUGGCCGACCCAAAUUAAAAAAGGAGCCAGAGAAUUGUUUCCCAUUUCUACUUAAAUGGACAGAAAAUAGAAGUGGUUCCAGAAUGGGAAUAAAUUUGCCCACAUAUCGUAAGGCCCUGGAUUCCCUUCAUCCCUCUGAUGUACAAUGGCUUCCCUACAAGGACAUGGACUUUUCUGUUGUACCAGAAGAUAUCAAGAAUAGUUUGGUCUUGCGUGCAUCAAGAACGAUGCUAAUUUGUUUCGAUAAGGCUGAGAGACAUCUUCCAGACCGAUGUUUGAGACAGUUCGGCCUGCCUCAACCUAUUCCAAAGGACGUCGAGGAUUGGAAGCGGAAAGUUUCUUUAAUGGAUAACAAGGAGGAAUUACCAUCAGAGCUCAAAGAAUGGUCAGACCGGUAUGAACUUAUUGAGAACAGCAUUGAUAGUGUAGGUGAAAGUGAAUAUCUGCAAUGGUACGAAAAGAUCACUCGGAAAUUUGUUGGACGGGCCGAGUCAUGGGAGUCUAGAUUUAGGCAAACAAUCAAGGCUAUGCAUGAAGUUGUGAAGAUAGUAAACUCAAUCUCCACAAACGGGAUGGAUCGCGAGGAUCGCAAGUUAUUUAAUAAUGUGAAAACUAUGGUGCAUAAAAGUUGGACCGAAAAAUAUGCCGACUCGCCUAGUGAAGGGGAUAGCACAAAGCGGACUGGGAAACGUAAGAGGGAAGGCUGAUAAAAAAGCAAUGAUGGUUACUGGUUAGCCACAGUUCAAAUUCAAAUAUAGAAUUUCCAUUCCCCACAAAAGCCAAGGUUCUACUUGUGCUUUCAAAUACUGUUAUUCAGGGUAGAUCCAUAAAGCUCUGGAAUGGUGGAAAUAUUUCAGAUUUGAUCCGUGUAUAAGGCUCUUCUUGGGUUCUCUCUGAUGUUGAUAGACAAACAAUGGAGCUUGUAUAUUCAAAGAUUGGCAAAUGAAGCAGAUAAUAUGGGAUAUGCCUACAAGAGUUUGGGCAAUUGGGUUCAAUAGAUGUUUGAUUCAAAGUUUCAGAAAGUCUCUACAACAAUGCAAUUCAUCCUGUACUCUCUCACAUUUUUCCUUUGUUGUUUGGAAUAGUCACUAUUCCAAGCAACACUGAGUAAUUGAAGGUAAUUCAUUGGGCGAGUUUCUUUUUUAAUAAUGAGUUGAUGAGCACUAGAAACUGAACUUCUUGAUAAAAUUUAUUGGUUUAGAGUAACGACUUCUCUC
Molecule: messenger RNA, 2272 nt
Organism: Momordica charantia (bitter melon)
Lineage: Eukaryota; Viridiplantae; Streptophyta; Magnoliopsida; Cucurbitales; Cucurbitaceae
Product: protein MAIN-LIKE 2
Biological process (GO): meristem maintenance; meristem development
Source: RefSeq, a predicted model, not a curated record